CUGGUGAUUUUUCGAUCGAAGAAAUUAGUACCAAAACAGUGCAGAUUUGUACAACUGAAAAUAAAAAUAAUUAUUUUAUAGUAGUUUUAAUAUGUUUUGCUAAUGGCCAAAAGCUUUCUUUCAUGAUUAUAUUUAAGAGUCAAAAAUGGCCUAAAACUAAGCCUUCAUCUUAUCCUUAUAUAAUUGUUUCUUUUUAUAAAAAAGAUUAG
Molecule: messenger RNA, 209 nt
Organism: Cetraspora pellucida
Lineage: Eukaryota; Fungi; Glomeromycota; Glomeromycetes; Diversisporales; Gigasporaceae
Source: the annotation of a GenBank genome assembly